UAGUCUUUUUGUUUAGUGUGUGUCCAUAGUGACAACUUAGCCUCCAACCGCUUGUUGGAAAUAAGGAAGCCUUUUGAUUUCGAGGAAACAAACACCAAAACAUAAUUUACCUAUUUUAAAUAGGGCUCAGAUAUUGCAUCUCGAUAAGGUGUGGCAAGCUCUCUGCACCCACGGCAUCGGUGUCGGCUAUCAGGUGUUCCUAAAGAUACGGGUACAGAACCACUCUUUACCUUCAGUUCUCAAUAAGAGAAUAAUCCGCUUUUCAAUUGGUUUAUUACAUCAAAGAAAAGAUGAACUGGGGUUUUUUGGAAAACGUCCUGAGUGGAGUAAAUAAGUACUCCACAGUCAUUGGACGGAUCUGGCUCUCCAUUCUCUUCAUCUUCCGCAUCCUGGUGUAUGUAGCUGCAGCCGAGCAGGUGUGGAAGGACGAGAACAAAGACUUUGUCUGCAACACUCACCAACCUGGUUGUGAGAACGUAUGUUUCGACCAUUUCUACCCAAUCUCCCAGAUAAGACUCUGGGCUCUCCAGCUCAUCAUGGUGUCAACCCCCUCUCUGUUGGUCGCUCUACAUGUGGCCUACCGCGACUACAGGGAAAGCAAGUAUAAAAGGAAGCUAUACGAAGAUAAAGGCAGGAUUGAUGGAGGCCUACUGUGCACCUACAUUGUCAGCCUCAUCUUUAAGACAACUUUUGAGGUGGGGUCCCUAUUGGCCUUCUACUUCCUGUACAGCGGCUUUGAUGUUCCCCGUUUGCUCCGCUGCAGUGAAGACCCUUGUCCCAACACUGUGGACUGCUACAUCUCCAAAGCCACGGAGAAGAAAGUCUUCCUUUACAUAAUGGGCUGCACAUCGAUUCUGUGCAUUGUAUUGAAUAUUGCAGAAAUGAUGUACAUUAUAUCUAAACACUGCUGGAAAAUGUUCAGCAAACGAUACAUUCCUGUUGAUGCGAAUUACCGUUACCAUUCAAAUAUCAUUAAUAAGUCAUCAACUCACCAACUCCAGACUUUCCCAAAUAAAGAUAUUCUGCAAAGUAAAGUCACCACUCAAUGUCCACCAAACACAACUGACGCAUAAAUUGUAUUAUUCGUUAAUAUUUGAUGUUGGGACAUCUACUGGGCUAUCUGCUUCUCUAAGACGGAUUUUCAUUUAAUGUACAUUACAAAGACUACCAUUCUAUUUAUAAUUCUUACAAAUGUCUUUUUUUUAUUAAAAGCAAAACAAUGUAAUGACUGAAUGUAAUAA
Messenger RNA from Osmerus eperlanus (European smelt), 1241 nucleotides. RefSeq names its product gap junction protein beta 7 (gene gjb7). The transcript has 3 exons. The record is from RefSeq and is a predicted model, not a curated record. Gene Ontology annotation, biological process: cell-cell signaling. The coding region runs from base 291 to 1073 and encodes 260 amino acids. Gene Ontology annotation, cellular component: connexin complex. Gene Ontology annotation, molecular function: gap junction channel activity. NCBI's taxonomy places the organism in Eukaryota, Metazoa, Chordata, Actinopteri, Osmeriformes, Osmeridae.